Messenger RNA from Plutella xylostella (diamondback moth), 937 nucleotides. RefSeq lists its product as uncharacterized. Lineage: Eukaryota; Metazoa; Arthropoda; Insecta; Lepidoptera; Plutellidae. The record is from RefSeq and is a predicted model, not a curated record.
GAUCCAUACUCAUUCGGUCAUUACUGGCGCGACCAUGUUUCUUUUGUUUCGUCUUCUUGCGUUCAUCUUUUUAAUUCUUAAACCUGCCAACGCGUCUUGUGGUGAGAACCAGCGGACUUACAGCAAUGUGGAGAUGGAUAAUGUGUACGGGUUGUGGUUCGGGGUGGGGUACGCACAGCACAGCCCCGACCUGACCAACCGGCCGAACGUGAUUGGUUGCGUCACACUUUACAUCAGUGACGUCACGUACGAAGACCGUCAGGAUUGGCUGGGCUUGGAUAACCCGUACCGGCGCCGAAACUGGACUAACCCGCAAUGGCUGUCACCCCACAACAACCCGUGGUCAGGAGUACCAAUGUCGGGAUCCUGGCUGGACUACCAAUACGGGAUGCGUCGCAUGAAGCGUAGUCCAGCACACCAGGAGCGCACGAAGCGAGGUGCUUCCAUGGACCGUAUUCCACCUGGUGGUCGCUCGAAGCGUGGGGCGUCAUACUACGGGGACCGACGGCUGCGAGUGGUCUGGGAUGAGGAUGGACAGACGGAGGAGCAGGUCUAUGGGUACUGGUCCGGAGUGCGCGGGCUGUGGAAGCUGGAGCAGUGGCGGCCGGGGGAACGGGAAAUGCUGGACCGGGGCAUGAACAUGUACUACCCCCACGACGAGCCCAAGCGGCCGGAGACGAUCCACGUGCUGAAGUCCACGCCGUACCUGCUGGUGCUGCACCACUGCUCGGAGGGCGGCGGCGGGCGCUCCUUCUCGCUGAUUCUGAAGCGGGAGCCGCGCCGGCUGACUCUCGAUGACCAGUAUGAGUUCCGAAGGUCGUUCUUCAACUACGAGCUGCCGAAUGUGUUCAGGUUUACCACAGUCUGCGCCGGCUGCACGGGGACUGCUUCGAAGCUGCUCAUGCUGCUGGCUGUGGUGUUGUAUUACUGCUUUUAG